This is a messenger RNA of Frieseomelitta varia, 3055 nucleotides long. It is a transcript of the gene Asap, whose product is annotated as arfGAP with SH3 domain, ANK repeat and PH domain-containing protein. Gene Ontology annotation, molecular function: GTPase activator activity; protein binding. Bases 242 to 2878 code for a protein of 878 amino acids. Lineage: Eukaryota; Metazoa; Arthropoda; Insecta; Hymenoptera; Apidae. Gene Ontology annotation, biological process: positive regulation of GTPase activity. Gene Ontology annotation, cellular component: cytoplasm. The record is from RefSeq and is a predicted model, not a curated record. The transcript is spliced from 15 exons.
GAGAGUUUGUCUGAUUUUUACGUGAUUGUUGCAGACGCUGGACUUCGACAGAGAUGGUCUGACGAAGCUGAAGAAAGCGAUCAAAGCCAUCCACAACUCCGGAAACGCUCACGUCGAUAAUGAAGUGUACCUUGGGAGGGCACUGGAGAGGCUCGGGGAUGCCGCCCUGAAAGAACAGGAACCGGAUAUCGGCGCUGCUUUCCUAAAAUUUGCAGUCGUCACGAAGGAAUUGAGUGCUCUGAUGAAAACUCUGAUGCAGAACAUCAACAACAUCGUAAUGUUUCCACUGGACUCGGUGCUGAAGGGGGAUCUACGAGGUGUGAAAGGCGACUUGAAAAGGCCGUUCGAAAAGGCGUGGAAAGACUACGAGGCGAAGUACGCGAAAAUCGAAAAGGAGAAGAAGCAACACGCGAAGGAGGCUGGCCUCAUUCGAACGGAAGUGACGCCGGCUGAAAUCGCCGACGAGAUGGAGAAAGAGAGACGAUUGUUUCAAUUGCAAAUGUGCGAGUAUCUCAUAAAAGUGAACGAGAUCAAAACGAAGAAAGGAAUUGAACUGCUGCAGCAUCUAGUCGAAUAUUAUCAUGCACAAACCAAUUACUUUCAAGACGGCCUAAAGACCAUCGAACACUUUGGCUCAUACGUGGCGGACCUCAGCGUGAAAUUACAAAAGAUCAGGCAGACGCAAGACGAAGAGAGAAGACGACUAACAGAACUGAGGAAUCUCCUUAGGAGUUCAGGUUGCGACAAAGAGUUAAACGUAAACGCGAAUGCGGGAUAUUCGCUUCAUCAGCUUCAGGGUGAUAAACAGCAUGGCGUUACCAGAUCCGGGCAUCUUUUGAAAAAAAGCGAAGGAAAAAUGAGAAGAGUUUGGCAAAAGAGGCGCUGCGCGGUUCAAGCGGAAGGUUACCUAGAUAUUUGCCACGCAGACGAAAAUAAACCGCCAACGAGAGUGAAUUUAUUAACCUGUCAAAUCAAACUGGUGCCGGAUGACAAACGGGGUUUCGAUCUCAUUAGUUACAACAGAACGUAUCAUUUUCAAGCUGAAGACGAGGCAGAUCAGCGUGCGUGGAUGUCCGUUCUAGUAAACUGCAAGGAACGUGCAUUACUUCGAGCAUUCGACGCCAGUGGUAAGGCAGAGGCUGGCACAGGAAAUCCAAGUUUAGUCGAACUUCAACAAGCUGUAAUACGAUGUGUCAUGAGGUUACCUGGAAAUGAUCAAUGCUGCGAUUGCUCCUCGCAAAAUGAUGCUACAUGGCUCUCUACAAAUUUUGGCAUAAUCGUGUGCAUAGAGUGUAGUGGAAUUCAUCGAGAUCUAGGAGUGCAUAUAUCCAGAAUACAGUCCUUAACGUUGGACAAUGUUGGCACUGCUCAGUUACUUCUUGCACGACAUAUGACCAAUCAGGCAUUUAACGAAGUGAUGGAAGCUACGCUGCAUCAUAAUCACAAGCCAACGCCAACCUCGACAAUGGAAGAAAGAUACGAAUUUAUAAGAGCCAAGUAUGUCGAUAAGAGAUACGUGAUGAAUACUUGCGCAGAUGAACGAGAUCUUCUUUCUGACUUGGAGCAUGCUGUUAAUAAUCGUGACUUGCAACAACUUUUGCAAGUCUAUGCGGAAAAUGUAGAUUUAGCAGCGCCAUUGCCAACAUCGGAUGUGGGCGAAACGGCUUUGCAUUUGGCAAUUCUACGCGAAAUGGGAAACAGUUUGCACAUCAUAGAUUUCCUAAUACAAAACAUGUCGACGGGUGGUAUAGAUAGGACCACCAUUGACGGAGAGACAGCAUUGCAUCUUUGUGCACGACACGACAGAGCAGAGGCAAUGAAGCUACUGUUACGAGCAGGCGCCGAUCCAACGCAUCGAAAUAAGCAGGAUAAAACACCGCUUGACAUUGCCCAAGAAAUGGGACACCAUACAUGUAAAGAGCUGUUGAGUCAUGCUCUGCAAAGACAAAAGACGUUGUUCGACAAUGUUAAUAUCGACUGGAAUCUCUCGCAUGACGAAGGGUCUACUGAUUUUUCUGACGAUGAAACGAUAAUAGAAGACAGGAAUGGCUGUUUAACACCCGAGAAGAAGUCACGCAGCAGGCCACCUUCUUACGUAGGUGGUGGUGGUAGCGGUGGUGGUACCGGGUCAGGAGACUCGCCAGUGACCUUACGCAGUCGAAGUAGCACUUGCGACAGCCUGCAAAGCGGUUCUUCACCAAGUUCCUCGACAAACAGACAGCAAAUGCCUCCACCACCACCGCCUCAGUCGAGGAAACCGGUUGCUGUACCUGCUCCCAUGGCUCCAGAUAUAACGGUCAAUAUUCAUGGGUCAUUGAAGAAGCGCGUAGCACCACCACCACCACCGGCCGGAAGUACAGGUGGUAUACCUUCCUCUCAUUACGGUACACUACCUUCGUCCGCGUCCUUAGCAGCGUCAACGCAUAGCCGUACAACGAGCGAACCGAUCUUAGCUGGGCAUUCUUUACAUACUCUACCACAUGCGUUAAAUACAUUAAACAGUCAGCAUCAUAAAAGAUCGCCCAGUGGAGAUUCUUCAACGGGACACGGUGCGGACAAAGUGAACAGCUCAACGCUGCAGAGACCGAGGAACCCACCGCCGCCAGCUCCAUCCGGUAUCAACUCCUCGAGAUUGAGCAACGGACGUAGCAGCGAAUCGUUGAGUUCUAUGUGUUCGGAUCACGGUUUGGGUAAUCCCGUUCCACCUCCGCGCAAGCGAAGGGACCGGGCCAGGCUAGAGAGCUACGCAGAGGAGCCUUCAUCUUUGCUCCCAAAUCUGAAUCUGGUAAACAUCAGCCAUCCCACAUUACUGCUUGCUACACUUGAAAUGUCUCUUAUCAGUCGUAUGCGAUACUUUAAUGUAAAAAGAUUAAUUUAAAAAGUAAAAAAUUCGUGCGAGAAGCAAGUUUAAUUGCAAUAAUAAAAAGCUAUAAAUUAACACAGUGUGCCACUAUACUGUCACUUUGUUCUUUUUUUUUUUUUUUCUUUCUUACCUAUUUCGUUCAAUUUUUUUGCUUUAUCUGCAUAUCUGAAUUAUGUUUGUCGAUAAUAUUGC